AUGCUGAGACGAACCUGCACAGUUGGGUUUUUGAGUCUUGGAAAUGGAUCAUUGUAUGUUGGAAUAUGGUACUAUAAGAUUUAUGAACAAAUCGUAGUUUGGGUUGCCAAUCAAGACAACCCAAUCAAUGUAGAAGCUGCAACAAACAGUUCUUAUUCAGCACGGCUCUUGGAUUUGGGUAAUUUAGAGGUGUCGUUCCAAAGUGGUGAUAUUAAUGAAAGUAGUAGUGUUGUUGUGUGGCAAAGUUUUGAUUAUCCUACCAAUACUAUACUACCAAGCAUAAAACUUGGGCUGGAUUGGAGGACGGGUUUGUACCAUUUCUUGACAUCUUGGAAGUCAUGUGAUGACCCGAGUACCGGGGAAUAUUUCUAUCGGAUGGACCCUAGUGGGUUACUCCAAUCAUUCUUGCACAAGGGUCCGACCCAGUUAUGGAGAACCGGGCCAUGGAUUGGUGACAAAUGGAGUGGCCCAACAGAGAUGUCACCCAAUUCAUAUUGUGAAAAAUCUUUAAAUCCCUAA
Camellia sinensis is the source of this 519-nucleotide messenger RNA. NCBI's taxonomy places the organism in Eukaryota, Viridiplantae, Streptophyta, Magnoliopsida, Ericales, Theaceae. The record is from RefSeq and is a predicted model, not a curated record.